Messenger RNA from Ahaetulla prasina, 2507 nucleotides. RefSeq names its product mevalonate diphosphate decarboxylase (gene MVD). Gene Ontology annotation, cellular component: cytosol. Gene Ontology annotation, biological process: isopentenyl diphosphate biosynthetic process, mevalonate pathway; isoprenoid biosynthetic process. The coding region runs from base 146 to 1366 and encodes 406 amino acids. The record is from RefSeq and is a predicted model, not a curated record. The transcript is spliced from 10 exons. Lineage: Eukaryota; Metazoa; Chordata; Lepidosauria; Squamata; Colubridae. Gene Ontology annotation, molecular function: ATP binding; diphosphomevalonate decarboxylase activity.
GCGGGCUCCGCUCCCAGUAAGAGCGGACUGGGCGGACUGGGCGGACUGGGACGGGAGCGCGAGGGCUGCGCAGGCCGGGCCGGGGUCCUGCUGAGGAGGGGAGCAGCGGCAUCAACCGGCGGAGGUCCCUGCAGCAGCCGCAACCAUGAAUCUGCCCGUGGCCGGAGAGAAGCGGCCAGCUCUGGUCACCUGCACGGCGCCGGUCAACAUCGCGGUGGUCAAGUACUGGGGAAAACGUGACGAAAAGCUGAUCCUGCCUAUUAAUUCAUCCCUCAGCGUCACCCUGCACCAAGAUCAGCUGAAAACGACCACCACAGCCGCCCUCAGCCGGGACUUCACGGAGGACCGCCUCUGGCUGAACGGGGAGCCGGCUGAUAUCGAACACCCCCGUCUCCAGUCUUGCCUGCGGGAAAUCCGUCGUCUGGCUAGGAAGCGCCACGGCGAGAGAAGUGGGGGUGAUGAGGGCGACCCCCCUCCCCUGAACUACAAAGUCCACCUAGCCUCAGAGAACAAUUUCCCCACUGCGGCGGGCUUGGCCUCUUCUGCUGCUGGCUAUGCUUGCCUGGUCUACACCCUGGCCCAGCUCUAUGGCGUGGAGGGGGACCUUUCUGAAAUUGCUCGCCAGGGCUCUGGGAGCGCCUGCCGAAGUAUGUUUGGGGGCUUCGUGCAGUGGGUGAUGGGGGACGAUGCCGACGGCAAAGACAGCGUGGCCCAACAGGUGGCGCCAGAGACGCAUUGGCCAGAGCUGCGGAUCUUGAUCCUGGUGGUGAGUGCAGAGAAGAAGGUGGUGGGCAGCACGGCCGGAAUGCAGACCAGUGUAAAGACCAGCCUCCUGUUGAAGCACCGUGCCGAGGCUGUGGUUCCGGAGCGCAUGGCCCAGAUGGCCCACCACAUCCAGCAGAGGGAUUUUGAGGCCUUCGGUCAGCUCACCAUGAAGGACAGCAACCAGUUCCAUGCCACCUGCUUGGACACCUUCCCGCCCAUCUUCUACCUCAACGACACUUCCAAGCAAGUGAUAGCCCUGGUCCACCGCUUCAACGCCCACCACGGGAAAACCAAAGUGGCCUACACGUUCGAUGCUGGUCCUAAUGCUGUCCUUUUCCUGCUGGAUGAGACACUGGAGGAAUUUGUGGGGGUGGUUCAAAGCAGCUUCCCCCCCAAGAGUAACGGAGACCAGUUUCUUAAAGGUCUCCCCGUGAAGGCAGCGAAUCCCUCGGAGGAGCUGCUGGCGGAGGUGGUUCGGGAUCCUAUCCCAGGAGCUGUCCGGUACCUGCUGAUCACCAAGCCGGGCCCAGGACCAUCGGUUGUGGACGAUGGGAGCUGCCAUCUCCUGGGGGAAGACGGGAUGCCUCGAAGCAGCAGCUGAGCCAAGACCAGCUCUUCUCUGGGGCUGCCCCACAGCCAGCCAGUUGGAAGAGGAAGGUCUGGGCUGAUAUUUGCCUUUUGCUGUGCCCCAAAGGGAUAAUUUCAAGGGUCUUUUUCUGUCCUCAUCACCUGUUUCAUACUCUGCUCUUUGAUUUGGGCGCCUGGAGACUCGUGGCCCAUAAUUAUUUAUGUAAAUUAAUAAUCUUCCAUUUCUUUGAUACAGUUUUGUUAUUAAGACAGGUUUCUAAAAUAAAUGAGAUCUUAUGCGUGGCUCUCUCGGCUCAGCUGUGGGUGUCACAGUUUGGGGGGGUUCUCUGCCCAUUCUUUCUCCUUUUAUGUUCAGACUUUGGAAUUACAGGCUGUCUCUCACCCCCACCCCCCAAAAGUAAAACUCCUUGAGGGUGUUCACCAUUUUUGAACAGAUGUUCAAAAAUUUAAAGUUUGUAAAAUUGACUUACAACACAAAUGUUAUCAGAGAAAAGAUUGAUCAAACUCUUCAGAAAGCAACAUGGAAUGUUCCUUGAGUCUCUCCCUGCCCAAAUCCACCUGCAAAGCCCACCCUGUCUGGAACCCUCACCACAUUUCUGACAUCAAUACAAUCGAACAUGUCCAGAAAUAUUUUACAAGAAGAGUUCUCCAUUCCUCUGAAAACAACAAAAUACCUUAUCCCACCAGACUUGAAAUCCUAGGUUAGAAAAUUUAGAACUCCAUCACGUUCAACAAGACUUAAGUUUAACUCAUAGAAUCAUCUAUUGUAAUGUCCUUUCUGUUAAAGACUCCUUCAGCUUCAAUUGCAAUAAUACAAGAGCAACCAAUAGAUUUAAACUUAAUGUUAACUGCUUCAAUCUAGAUUGCAGAAAAUAUGACUUCUGUAACAGAAUUAUCAGUGCUUGGAACACAUUACCUGACUGUGGUCUCUUCUGAAAAUCCCAAAAGCUUUAACCAAAAACUUUCUACUAUUGACCUCACCCCAUUCCUAAGGGGACUUAAGGGGUGUGCAUAAGAGCACAAACGUGCCUAUUGUUCCCAUCCUAUUGUUUUUUCUUAUAUAUAUAUGCUUAUACUUCCUUAUAUUUCCUUAUAUAUAUAUGUUUAUAUACUAUAGAAUAGAAUUUUAUUGGCCAAGUGUGAUUGGACACACA